Molecule: messenger RNA, 2683 nt
Organism: Myotis davidii
Lineage: Eukaryota; Metazoa; Chordata; Mammalia; Chiroptera; Vespertilionidae
Gene: AJUBA
Product: ajuba LIM protein
Exons: 9
Coding region: 707-1351 (214 amino acids)
Biological process (GO): negative regulation of hippo signaling; cytoskeleton organization; regulation of DNA-templated transcription
Cellular component (GO): P-body; nucleus; adherens junction
Molecular function (GO): transcription corepressor activity
Source: RefSeq, a predicted model, not a curated record
GUUGCACCUUCUGCUUCCCCAGGACCGCUGGUCUAGCUCUGCAGCGGAAGCCGCACGGAACCAGUCCAGGGUAAUACUGCCACCUGCUGGGCAGUUUCAGUCUUUGAUUCUUCUGAGAAGAACUGGGUUCCAUCCCUUUUUGGAAAUUAGGAUUUAGAUGUAAUAGCUUUAUUGAAUUACAUAAAGCAGAUUUUAUUAUUCUCAUCUUACACAUGAGGAAAUUAAGGCUAAAAGAUUUCCCAUGUAUCACUGGCACCCGCUCUACCACUGUGUGCAUAUAUAGGGCUCUGUAGCUAUUUCUUAAUCUUGUCAGCCUAACUGUAUUUUGAGGAAGGUGUGUGCGUGCGUGUGUCCACAUGUGUGUGCGUGUGUGCGUGCGCACACUGGCACACAAAAUGUAUGCAUUUUGAAUAGAUGGAGAAGUAAAAAUGGCUUUCUAGUCAGUCAUCCAUAUAACAAACAUUGAUUGCUUACUAGGUGUCAGAUACUGUGCUAUAGACACAAUGUUGAUCAAAGUAGAUGCUGAUCUAAGGUUUUAUUAUCUAGUCAGAAAGCCAGGCAGUUAAGUAGGCAGUGGAAUAAAUAAAUAGUGCUAAGAGUGAUGAGGGACUGUAGGGUGCACUGGCAGGAUACAGCAGGGGUAGCUAACCUAUGCUGGGGGUCUGGAAAGGCUUCUCAGAGUGGUGUUUAAACUGAUACCUGAAAGAUGGGGGAAGGGAGGCCAGGAGAGCACUACUUCGGCACCUGUAUCAAGUGCAACAAAGGCAUCUAUGGGCAAAGCAACGCCUGCCAGGCCCUGGACAGCCUCUACCACACCCAGUGCUUUGUCUGCUGCUCCUGUGGGCGAACUUUGCGCUGCAAGGCUUUCUACAGCGUCAAUGGCUCUGUGUACUGUGAGGAAGAUUAUCUGUUUUCAGGGUUUCAGGAGGCAGCUGAGAAAUGCUGCGUUUGUGGUCACUUGAUUUUGGAAAAGAUCCUACAGGCAAUGGGAAAGUCCUAUCACCCAGGCUGCUUCCGGUGCAUCGUGUGCAACAAGUGCCUGGAUGGCAUCCCCUUCACAGUAGACUUCUCCAACCAGGUGUACUGUGUCACCGACUACCACAAAAAUUAUGCUCCUAAAUGUGCGGCUUGCAACCAACCCAUCCUCCCCUCAGAGGGCUGUGAGGACAUUGUGAGGGUGAUAUCCAUGGACCGAGAUUAUCACUUCGAGUGCUACCACUGUGAGGACUGCCGGAUGCAGCUGAGCGAUGAAGAAGGCUGCUGCUGUUUCCCUCUGGACGGGCACUUGCUCUGCCACAGCUGUCACAUGCAGCGGCUCAACGCUCGACAGCCCCCUGCCAACUAUAUCUGAGCUGCGGUCACUGCUGCUGCCAUCACCACCACUGACAAAUUCCUCUGGCCAGGGGCCCCUGAGGCCAGCUGAGGCAAGGGUGUACCUUGCAGGCCUGGCAGAAGAGUCCUUUGGGGAGGGCCCCCAGGGCCAGAGACCCAAAGAUCAUGACAUUCCAAAUGGAUUGUGGAGCAGGAACCUCCCAGUUGCCAUGGUGGGGGUGACUGGCUUCCUUCCCACAUGUGCAACCUGUGCUGUAGCCUAUACUUAAGCACGCACAGGCGGCUCCCAUACACUGUAAAGGUCUGAUUCUAGUCUGUAUUUCCAGUAUAAGUCUAUGUGUAAAUCAGCAAAUGCUGUGGUCCUGGAUUACAGGAAGGGAAGACAUCAUGGAAGCUCCUAACUAUUUUGUACCCACACACGGGGUCAGAUAGGAGGUCAAACAGGUUCUUACCACACCACCGUCUCUUAUUUCUGUACCUAGAUGAAGAGGUGGACCUUAUAAACGAGUUACUUCUUGGCCACCUGCUCUCUAAGGACUAAGAGAGCUGCUCACCUCAAGGCUGGGAAUAGAGACCAGCUCCAGGUGGGCCUGCUGCCUGUAUUGCCUGAUUCUCAGGGACUCACGUGAGCCUGGGAAGACUAACUGGGUGCCUGUACUUCUCAGCUGGUGGAGGUGGUAAUGAGUAGGCCUUGGGGUUUGGCAUUGCUGGGGGAGACAUUUAUGAAGCUUCGAGCUAGUCACACUCCCCAGGUGUAAGUGCAUGGAGCCCUCCUGCCCAGUACAGGCACCCAGGAGCAUGUUCUCACACACCUACUCGCUCCCUUCUUCUCAGGUCACUCCUGCACCUGGUCCCUAGCAGCAGCUCACUACUCCGGAGCUGCCACCUUUCAGAGGGAUCCAGGAUUACAUCUACUGUAACUCCCAAAUUCUGGGGUUCUGGGGCGCCACAGGGGCAGAACACUUUGACUUGGUUCUAGUUCAGUUUUGCUGAAAUUCGUUUACCUAAAGCUAGAUCUCUUAAAACCAUUUCACUGAAAACCUGUGUGUUUAAAGUUACUACCACUGCCAAAGGCUCAAAUCCCUUUUGGGUAUUUUUUUAUUUUUAUUUUUUUAGCCAUUUAGGUAUUCUAUUCUUUUUUGUCAUGCUUUGGGUAUUUCAAGGAUUUAUAUCUAUUCAUCCAAGAGUACUUCUGAAUUACCAGCAACAUAAAUUUAUCAAAUUUGCAGCACUUUGUAAAUGAUAAGAUUGCUUCCUCCUACCUUGAUGGGUAUCUCUAUGUUAUUUGCUUUUCAAACACUUUUUUAAAAAAGCUUAAAGUUUCUAGCAAUAAAUAUAAUUGGUACAGACA